UUGCCCUUUCUGCUUUUUCUCUUAACUCGCUCCUCCUCCUUCUCCUCUCAGUGACCUGCAUUUUACUUUUUCCUCUUCUCUGUCCUGGUCGAGAGCUCACAGAUGAAAAGACGGGCAAAAAGCAGACAAACACAGAGACAGGUGCCGGAUAACACACCAAGAUAUACUGCAAUGCAAACAGAAGAAGAAGACUGCAAUGCGUUUGAAAAGACUGAUUGCAAAAGAUGAAGAGCCAGAGGCAACAACCCCCUCCUCCUCCUCCUCCUCUUCCUCUCUCUCUCUCUCCUCCCCCCUCCUCUCAUCCAUCCAUCUACGCUUCCUCUCCUCUGCUGCUGCUGGAUGGUGCGUUAGGAGCGCAUGUAGGCAGGACAGCACCGGGGGCUUCCCUUGUGUCUGAUGGAGACGGGCUGAGGAGGGACCAGGUCCAGGUCCGGCUGAGACCACCUCGAGGAUCCCGCAGGAAGGACUCCGCUCCUGCUGCUGGAAGCGCCGGAGGGGGAGAGAGGAGACACCAGAGAUCCUCCAUCACCUGAAGGUCUCCUGCCUCUCUCCAGGGUGUGUCUCUGGGAUUGUGUUUAACAUGCACACUCCCAAGAGUGUGUAGCUUGUAAAGUCAAGAGGAGUGUUUAGUGUGUGUGUGUGUGUGUGUGUGUGUGUGUGUGUGCGUGUAUACUUGUAGUGCAGAGAUGGGCUCGGUGGGAGCAGAGCGCCGCAGGCCCACACCGGUCCAAAUGCCCGAGGAGAGGGAUGUGUGGAGGGAUGGAGGAAGAGCUGGAUGGAGGGAGGGAGGUAGGGAGGGCUGGAGGGAGGGAAGAGAGAGCGGCGUGGUGCAGAGCUACAGCUUCGACUCGUACCAGCUGGAGGAGGAGGAGAUCAGUAAAGACGCCCCGGAGCGAGGAGUGCUGGCGCUGUCCGAGCCCGACUUUGAGGAGCCGAUCCCUGACGACCGUUACCAUGGCAUCUACUUUGCAAUGCUAUUGGCUGGCGUGGGCUUCCUGCUUCCCUACAACAGUUUCAUCACUGAUGUGGACUACCUGCACCACAAGUUUGAAGGGACGUCCAUCGUGUUCGACAUGAGUCUGACUUACAUCCUGGUGGCUCUGUUGGCCGUCAUCCUCAACAACUUCCUGGUGGAGAGACUCAGCUUGCACACCAGAAUCACUGUGGGUUACAUCUUAGCUCUCGGGCCGCUGGUCUUUGUCAGUGUGUUUGACGUGUGGCUGGCCAAGUUCACCACCAGGCAGGCUUAUAUCGUCAACCUCGUGUCAGUGGGAGUGGUGGCCUUCGGAUGUACAGUGCAGCAGUCCAGUUUCUAUGGUUACAUGGGGAUGCUGCCCAAGAGGUACACGCAGGGGGUGAUGACUGGAGAGAGUACAGCAGGUGUGAUCAUCUCCCUGUCGCGCAUCUUCACCAAGCUGCUGAUCCCCGACGAGAGGAGGAACACGCUCAUCUUCUUCCUCAUCUCCAUCAGCAUGGAGAUGCUCUGCUUCCUGCUUCACCUGCUGGUGCGCCGCUCCCAAUUCGUCCGCUACUACACCAACAACGCCCAGGGCAAAGGUCCAGUCAAAGGUCACGACCCCCGUGACAAUGGGACCGGAUACAGAGUUCACCAUGAUGUCACCGCAGAGGAAGUAAGAUUUGGAAAUGGUGGGACAGCGCCGACACCUUCAGAGGAAGUCGUCGAGGACUUUGAGGGUGGGACGUAUGUGCGAUUCGACGCCCCGAAGGCCAAGAUAAGGAGGAGCUGGCCUGGUGUCCGUGACAUGAUCGUGCAUCGUUACGUGGUGUCCCGCGUGAUCUGGGCCUACAUGCUGUCUAUAGCAGUGACCUACAGCAUCACUCUGUGUCUGUUCCCCGGGCUGGAGUCAGAGAUACGAAACCACACCUUAGGAGAGUGGCUCCCCAUCCUCAUCAUGGCCACCUUCAACAUGUCGGACUUUGUAGGCAAGAUCUUGGCAGCGCUGCCGUACGAGUGGUCCGGAGGCCGCCUGCUCUUCUUCUCCUGCCUGAGGGUGGUCUUCAUCCCUCUGUUUGUCAUGUGCGUGUACCCGGCCGACCGGCCCACCCUGUCCCAUCCCGCCUGGCCCUGUCUCUUCUCCCUCCUCAUGGGAGUCACCAACGGCUACUUCGGGUCUGUUCCGAUGAUCCAGGCUGCGGGCAAAGUGCCGCCUGAACAGAGGGAGCUAGCAGGGAACACCAUGACAGUCUCCUAUAUGACAGGCUUGAUGGUCGGCUCCGUCGUGGCGUAUGCAGCUUACAGCUUCGCUGCUUCAGGAUCAGGAACACGCUUCUCCACACUCAGCAUACACCCGCCUGCCAACGCUACUGGGUAUUGAAUGUCCACACACACACACAAUAAAACACAUACACAGAUGUAAACACAUAUACAUGUACAUACACAUGCAGCCAUUUACACACACAAGAUCCUGGCCAGAAGAAGCAGCGCAGACUGGUGGACUCGAGUUCAGCUGCACAGGACGAAAAGACUGAUCUGUAAAGAACUCUUUAAAGGUUCAUGUUUAUACUCUGAGAGAUUGGUUCUCCUUUGUCCAGAUCAUGCUUCGAUUUUGCUCACUGGAUAAAAAAAGUGGAAUAAGAUACAAAAAAUGGAGGAAAUUAUGUUAAACAGCAAAAACGUAGCAGAUUUCUCCACUCUCUCAUUCUCCGGCCUCGUGGUCCACUGACCUUCAAAUGUCACGGCUCUGCUGUGAUGAACUUUUCCCUGGAGGUGAGAAACAGGAGCUGUGCAUCUGUCAGAGGGCCAACAGAAGCCCUUUGAGUGUCGCACAGUGAAAUAAUUGUCUGCAUGUAUGUGUGAACAGACCAGCUGACAUUUGUACAGUGUAAAGUCAAGUGGUUGUUCGCCACAGGGAACGAACGGCUCGCAGUUUUCGGAAACCUUCUGUCACGGGUCACAUAGUUUACAUUUCACAAUGUUGAUAUUCAGAGUAGAGAGAUGAUGUCAGAGUGGAUUUUUCUGGACCAGUUGUUUCAGCUGAUUCCUUUUUAUAAUCUCUGACAACCUCUGACCACCAUUUAAAAACUACUACAAGAGCAACUUAAAGGAACAGUGUGUAACAUUCGGGGGAUCUAUUAGCAGAAAUGGAAUAUAAUAUUCAUAACUAUGUUUUCAUUAGUGUAUAAUCACCUGAAACUAGGAACCGUUGUGUUUUCCUCAGCUUA
Molecule: messenger RNA, 3183 nt
Organism: Sebastes umbrosus (honeycomb rockfish)
Lineage: Eukaryota; Metazoa; Chordata; Actinopteri; Perciformes; Sebastidae
Gene: slc29a4
Product: solute carrier family 29 member 4
Exons: 13
Coding region: 687-2336 (549 amino acids)
Biological process (GO): nucleoside transmembrane transport
Cellular component (GO): plasma membrane
Molecular function (GO): monoamine transmembrane transporter activity; nucleoside transmembrane transporter activity
Source: RefSeq, a predicted model, not a curated record